AUGUGGCCCAAUCCCAAGACUGCCUACCUCCUGCUCACAGGCUAUGGCCUAAUGAGCAGUGCCUCGCCCAUCGAGGGUGAGGGACUCCUGGAAGAGCGCCAGUCCUGUCCCAGCAUCCACAUCUUCGGAGCACGCGAGACCACGGCAAGCCCCGGAUACGGCAGCUCGGCAUCCGUCGUGAACGCGGUUCUCUCAGCCUACCCGGGCUCUACGGCCGAGGCUAUCAACUAUCCUGCCUGUGGUGGGCAGGCCUCAUGCGGCGGAGCCAGCUACUCGAGCUCCGUCCAGCAGGGUAUCGCGGCCGCGGCGAGUGCGGUCAACAGCUUCUACACACGGUGCCCCAACACUCAGAUCGUGCUGGCUGGGUACUCUCAGGGUGCAGAAAUAUUUGACGUGGCCUUCUGCGGAGGUGGCGACCCGAACCAGGGAUACACGAACACUGCGGUACAGUUCUCUGCUGGCGCGGUCGGGCAGGUCAAAGCAGCAAUUUUGAUGGGAGCCCCGACCAAUAAUGGCUACGGCUCUGAGUACGGAUCCCAAGCCCUUGCUUUUGUCAAGAGCAAGCUCAGCAGCAGCGGUGGUGGUUCCUCUGGCACCACAACUUCCGCCCCAGCGACAACACCGACUGCCCCAGGCGGUGGAACAAACUGUGCCUCCCUGUACGGCCAAUGUGGUGGUCAGGGGUGGUCUGGCGCGACCUGCUGCUCUUCAGGAACCUGCAAGGCUGCUAACAGCUACUACUCUCAAUGCCUGUAA
This is a messenger RNA of Diaporthe citri, 756 nucleotides long. RefSeq lists its product as uncharacterized. The transcript is spliced from 3 exons. Lineage: Eukaryota; Fungi; Ascomycota; Sordariomycetes; Diaporthales; Diaporthaceae. Gene Ontology annotation, cellular component: extracellular region. The record is from RefSeq and is a predicted model, not a curated record. Gene Ontology annotation, molecular function: cellulose binding; hydrolase activity. Gene Ontology annotation, biological process: carbohydrate metabolic process. The coding region runs from base 1 to 756 and encodes 251 amino acids.